AUGGAGAAGCUCAACACUGAAGAUGGACAACUCUUCAUAAAGAAUUUGGCCAGCUUCGUCCGUACUCACGAAAAAGCACUCGCGAAUGCCCUUCAGCUUCGCCGCCAAUUUAAGAAUGUCGCGACCACCCAAGCACCCUCCCUUACCCCCUCGAGCUCUUUCUCCUCCUCUCUAUCGUUGGCGUCCGCGUUGUCCUUUGGGCCAUUGAAGUUCACCUCGCAGAACAUCAAGCCCGCCAAGCUCACCCUGACUCCUCACCACCUCUUCUAUCUUCUUUCGCGCUUCGAGGACCUGUCCAUUGCCGUGGGUCCCAUGAAUGUCCGGUUGGAGAACAUCCACACCGAGGUCUCGCAGUCCUACGUUUCUUUCUUGAACAAGCCCCAACGGUCCAAGGGUGAUGGCGCAUCCAUACACUCCGUAUCCAGUGUGCGUAGUGUCAUGUCUGGCAUGAGCGGUCUCUGGUCUUCUUUUGGCAUGGGAUCCAAGGAUUCGGCCUCCAAGUCCGAUAAAGCCCGCCUCGCCCUGGAAGCGGACUUGAAGUAUCUAUACUCUGCCUUCACCAAAAUCCCCUGCCUGCGUCUGGCCCCUGACCACAGAGCUCGCUUGAUCCGGGGAUAUGAGGAGUUUCCGUUCGACACGGCUGUGCCGCUACAUUCUUUCAAAAAUUUGAGCGCUUUAGAGAUCAUUGACAUAGACUAUCGUUCUUUCUACGGAUGGGAUCGACUGUCCGAGCAGUUACGCACCUUGUCCAUUAAAAGGGCUCAUCUGGAUGACCCAGCUGAUCUGUUGACGCGUAUCGUUCUGGACGAUAUCGAUAAGCGACGACGACGGUCAGCCAAGUCCCAACCGUCUCCGCCGCUUGGAUGGACUAGCACCACUAGCUCGCAGCCUGUUCAAGCUCCGGAUCAUUCCAUUUCGGCGCCUGGCUCCCCCAUUGCCGAAACAGCAUUCGGAAGCAGCACCAGCCCAAAGUCGACCCCGAUGAUGCGAGCCGGCUCGGAGGGUGCGAAGCUUCGUGCACGAGGUGAUAGCAUCUCACCCACCCGACCGUCCACCAAGCAUGGUCACCGUCACAGCCGGUCUCAGCGGAUUCAACGCACCGGCUCGGGCAGUUCGAACUCGAGCGAUACCUCGGGCGGAUAUCGCACUGGCAGCUCGUCAACCCUUCUUGUCGGCGUCCUACCACCUUCCAAGUGGCGGUUUUUGCGACACUUGGGACUUCCAGAGAACGAUUUGACGUCCAUCUCCGCCGCAAGCCUUGCUCCUGUGGCCAACACCCUAACCUCGCUGGACCUUUCAUCGAACCUUCUCACCGAGAUUCCGGAUAGCCUGGCAACCCUGAUGGCACUUCGUGCGCUGAAUCUUUCGUACUGCAUGAUCGAAUCCUUGCACUCCAUUUCACGAAACCCCCUUCCCGCAAUUACUGCGCUCAACCUUCGGGGCAACCGACUUCGUUCUUUGGCCGGCAUCGAGCGACUGCUUUCUCUGGAGCGACUAGACCUCCGCGAUAACAACCUCAUGGAUCCGACGGAAAUGGCACGACUAACCAGUCUCCCUGAGAUACGAGAGAUUUGGGUCUCCGGAAACCCCUUUGUGAAAACCCAUUCCGCCUACCGCGUGGUCAUUAUGAAUCUCUUCCGUCGGACUCCCGGGUAUGCAGAGGAUAUCAUCAUCGAUGGUCGUGGUCCAGGUUACACGGAAAGAAAGCAACUGGCUGAUCGUGUCGCCGAGCCUGAGGCUACACCCGUGGUGCGCUCGAGUGCCGCUGAUCAAUCAGCAAUGGUUCUGAAAGCCACUGCCGCGGUCCAGGCGAAUCUCAUGGACAAGCCACUUCCCAAGGCACCGGCUGAGGAGCACGAGUCGCCCAGGGCCACACACCGAAACGACGUCGAAGGGGGCUCUAAAAGUCGAAAGAAGGUCCAGCGGCGAAGAAUCAUCGAUCUCUCCGUCGAUAACCCUUUCAAUCCAGAUGGUCUGGGUAGCGCCGAACCAGCAAUGGCUGCAGUACUUCCAACCCAGCAACUUCACGCUCCCAUCGACCCCAUUGGUUUGACUCCCACUGAACACCAAUGGAGGCUAGAAAGCAGCAUCCAUUCCGGCUCUUCCAGCAUUCAAAGCCCACUCAAGCAGCCAACCUCCCCCAGUCCGCCUCCGAUGCAGCCUACUUUAGUGCAGUCUGGCACGGGAAAAGAAUGGGGAUUAGAUGAGCAGCAGUGUCGGCAGCAGCUCGACGUCCUCCGACAGGAAGUAGGCCAUAACUGGCUGAAUGUCUUGGGAGAUCAUGCCUGGGACAACUCCCAGAACCUGGUCGCACAGCUGGCAGCGACAGGCUUGGACCACUCUGUCCUCCCUACUGCACCUCUGGUGCGAGCCAACACCCAGGUCAUUCUGAGCGGAGGCCAUGCAUUAAGUGGCUAA
This is a messenger RNA of Penicillium maclennaniae, 2418 nucleotides long. RefSeq names its product leucine-rich repeat domain-containing protein. The transcript is spliced from 2 exons. The record is from RefSeq and is a predicted model, not a curated record. Lineage: Eukaryota; Fungi; Ascomycota; Eurotiomycetes; Eurotiales; Aspergillaceae. Gene Ontology annotation, cellular component: cytoplasm. Gene Ontology annotation, molecular function: protein kinase binding. The coding region runs from base 1 to 2418 and encodes 805 amino acids.